CACACAAAUCAAACAAUGGAUAAACCCUCACCACCAAAACAAGUCGAAUUUGUUGAAAUGGAAGCCUCAAAAGCACUCCUAAUCCUAGCCCUAGUCAUGGUAAGCGCAGCAGCCGUAGCCGCGGCGAGGGCGAGGGCGGACGACGACGGCAGCAUCUGCGGUGUCACCAGGAGCGAGCUGAUGGAGUGCAAGCCGGCGGUGGCGACGGGCACGGCCACGCCGCCGAAGCCGACGGCCGCGUGCUGCGGGUCGCUGAAGCACGCGAACCUCACGUGCUUCUGCAGCUUCAAGAACAACGCGUAUCUGCCGCUCUUCGGAAUCAACGCGACGAGAGCGAUGCAGCUGCCUACCACGUGCGAUGCCACGCAAACUGCUUCCUGCGCCUGAUUUGCCGGAUUGUUUAACUCUUCAGCCAUCGCUGCUGCUACUACUACUACUACUACUAGCUUUGCUUCGUUUCAUCUAUGUUUUGUGUUGUGUUUGAUUUUUAUGGUGUUUGAAUUCCUUUUUAUUUUUGGUAUGUAGUGUUGUUGGCUGCCUUGUUUGUAACUUUAACUUAUGUAACAUCUUUCAUGAACGAUAUUAGUGGAUUGUGGGAACAAACUUUGGUUGGA
Salvia hispanica is the source of this 614-nucleotide messenger RNA. RefSeq names its product putative lipid-transfer protein DIR1. Gene Ontology annotation, molecular function: fatty acid binding. NCBI's taxonomy places the organism in Eukaryota, Viridiplantae, Streptophyta, Magnoliopsida, Lamiales, Lamiaceae. Gene Ontology annotation, biological process: systemic acquired resistance. The record is from RefSeq and is a predicted model, not a curated record.